CACUCAGGAGGGAAGCAGCACGACUUAUUAGAAGAUUUAAAUCUUUUUUCUGAUUUAGUUAAGUGUGGUUAACUGUACAAGAUGCAUUGCUUGAGCAGGACACCUAGGUCAUAUCUGGUGAACUCGUACAGUGAUUUCCAGGAGACCGAUGAGAUUGCAAGAGAAUCGUAUGAGGCCACCUGGUUAGACAUGUUGAUAGAGACGAGACCAGAAUACAAGAUGACACUCUUCGAGAAAGACUCAGUGCGACAGGAGAGCUACAAAAAAAAGCAGGUGGUUCAUUUUGCAGUGCAAAGGUUUCCAAACCAGACGAUUUGCAUGGGAAGAGAGGGAGAACCAAUGCAGGAAUAUCAUUUACCUUACAAGAACAUUCUCCCAAUACCAAUAUUUGUGCCCAGAGACAUCUCACAGCCUGAUGUGACCCGCGAGCCUUCUCCUUCUAGAUUAAAAUCUGUAAUGGACUCUGAGAUAAGGCUAAGUGGAAUUUGCCCACAGAAAAGAGAGGUCUCGUCCAUCACCCAACAUAAGCCAAUGGUAAUCCAACCUAGAAGUCCAGACUUCAGAGCCUCUAGCCUCAUCUCUCCACCAAGAGAGACGCUGAUCGGCUUCCAACGAAGAGAGUGAUGAGCUGAUGAAAGCUGUCUGCCGUCAUGGACAUGGAUACAAUGACGACAGGUUUAGACUUUAAUGCAAGACUGAUGUCUCUGAUGGACAUACAACCACUUUCAAACCAGUCAAACUACAGUUCCUGGAAAUAGAUUAUAUAGUUUGGAUAGUGUUGAUAAUACAUCAGUACCAAUCUUAUACACAUUAUAAAU
Xyrauchen texanus (razorback sucker) is the source of this 818-nucleotide messenger RNA. RefSeq names its product telethonin. Gene Ontology annotation, cellular component: Z disc. The coding region runs from base 82 to 624 and encodes 180 amino acids. The transcript has 3 exons. Gene Ontology annotation, molecular function: structural constituent of muscle; titin Z domain binding; titin binding. NCBI's taxonomy places the organism in Eukaryota, Metazoa, Chordata, Actinopteri, Cypriniformes, Catostomidae. Gene Ontology annotation, biological process: sarcomerogenesis; cardiac muscle contraction; skeletal muscle thin filament assembly. The record is from RefSeq and is a predicted model, not a curated record.